Phalacrocorax carbo (great cormorant) is the source of this 1049-nucleotide messenger RNA. The record is from RefSeq and is a predicted model, not a curated record. Lineage: Eukaryota; Metazoa; Chordata; Aves; Suliformes; Phalacrocoracidae.
CCGGCCGGGAAAUCCCCAUUGUCUGCAGGCCCUAUAUAUAUAGGGGCUUAACGGCAGUCGUGUGCCGGCCGCGCAACCUUUCCUGCCCGCACUCGAGGGAACGCGGGGAGGGGGGGAGCGGCGGGGGGCGCGGAGCGAGAGCCGCUCUCCGGCCCCGCAGCCUCGGCCGGACUCCGAAGGUAGAGCCGCGGGGGAGAGGGCUUCCCCCGGGCCGGCCGCUGCGCCGCUCCCCGCCGGUAUCAGGGGGUGCUUGGCUUUACAGGAUGGCCCCGCAGAGCGACCGCUCGCCGGGCGAAGGGCAGCCCUAUUUCGGUGGCGCCGAGGACGGUCCCCCCGCGGCCGGCGGAGGCUCCGCGGGCAGCCGGGGGGCGUCGCCGACCCGCACCGCCCUGGCCCCGCGGGAGGCGGCGGCCCGCAGGAAGGGGAAGGCGCGGCGGGGCCGCGGCAAGGCGCGGAGCGAGGGGCUGCUCAGCAAGCAGAAGAGGAGCCGGCGCAUGAAGGCCAACGACCGGGAGAGGAACCGCAUGCACCACCUCAACUCCGCCCUGGACGCGCUCCGCAGCGUCCUGCCCACCUUCCCCGACGACGCCAAGCUCACCAAGAUCGAGACGCUCCGCUUCGCCCACAACUACAUCUGGGCCCUCACCCAGAGUCUCCGCCUGGCCGAGCAGGGUCUGCCCGAGCCCCCCCCCCCGCCGCCGCCCCCCGCGGCCGCCGCCGCCGCCUCCCCCGGGCCCUGGAACUCUCCCUGCCCCGCCGCCCCGCCGCCCGCCGCCCUCCGCCGCGGCCCCGCCGCCUUCCCCGCCUUCCUCUAAGCCCACCGCCCGGCUGCUUUUCCCCCCGCUUUUGGCCUUCAGAUAGCCGGCAGGGCGGAGGGGGGGGCUCCCCACGCUGCGCGCCGGGCCCCCCGCCCGUCCCGCUUGGCUGAAGCGCAGCGGGAGCGGGCGGACAAACACAAAUCACAGUUUUGUACUCGGAAACGGUAAAUUAUAUUAAUUUGUCGCUAUCGGUAUUUAUUGAUUAUAUUUCGUAACAAAUAUAUAUUUUGU